CGGACAGCGUGGUGCAUUAUGGGAUACACGCCCAGUUCUGCCGCCGCCGGCUUUACCCGUCAUGCCUGGCGGCUGUUGCUGGCACGGCUCUGUUCUCUGUCCAGGGGAGCCCCUUCGCCAUGAAGAGCCCAGCCCGGAGCCACUACCACCCCUCACCUACCUGCCUGUCCGGCCCACAGCACCAGUGCAUGACCCUGAGCCCGGCCCGCCUGCAGACCGGUGUCCCUGCCCUCGCCCCGCACCGACAGCGACCCCCUGAGCCCACAGCCUCCAGCCCCCCAGACCUCAGCUUCCUGCAGGAUCCCAGCUGCCGGGGGACAGCUCUGGACUCGGACUCCACCAACCCCUUCCCCGAAUCGUGGCCCUCAACCGAGCACAGCUCCCCUAGCACCCCCCAGGAGACGCCAGCCUUGAGGCUAGGGGGCCCAGGGGCUGCCUCAGCCCAGGAUGGGGAGUCCAUCAUUGCCAAGUACAUAGAGCGUUUCCGCCAUGGGCAGCCAAGCAGCCGCAGCCAGCGCCAGGUGCCCCCCAUCUCCACAGCCAGGGAGUUCUGGUGGUUGGAGCCAGCACCUCCCUCUGACAGCUCCACCCUGAAAGGGGGGACAAAGCCAGACUGUGCCAAGCUGGAAGAGGCCAGGCCAGGAUGGGUGCUUGUCAGUUCCCCGCUGCGCCCCAUGGGAGCCCCCUCAGACACCUCCCCGCUGGACUCGCCUGACCCCGACAGCCACAGCCUGCAGGAGAGAGCCACCCAGCUGCUGCUGAGAAGUGAGUCCUCUCUGAGCAGCGCCAUCCCCGUCAGUUCUGAGGGGCUGCACGCCACACCUCCAUCCAGCACCGCGGACUCAGACCAGGCACUUCCCAGCCCCUUUCACCUCUCCCUGCCGGAGCCCUCCCCAGAGCCCCUACCCCCUGCCUGCUGGCCUCCUGCCCAUAUCCCACAAUGCUCCUCUUCCAUUCGGCCAGAGGAUGACAUCCUGUUCCAGUGGCGCCUGCGUCGGAAGAUGGAGCAGGCAAGCCAGGCUGACAGGUCGCUGCCCCUGCUGGACUGGAGGACUCAGCUGGCCUGGGGCCCAAGGACGGGCCAUGGGGCGUGCAUGGCACAUCCUGGUGUUGGGCUGCUGCCAGGUGCAGUGGCAUGGAGGAGCGGAGAUGAUGCUGCGUUCCCAACACCUGCUGCCCAGCCAGAAGUCAGAUCUGGCCUGGAGUGGGCACCAGGACCCUCUGCUCUUCGCCAAGAGAUGAAGCAGCCCCUGGAGGUGCCCUUCCUGAGUGCUAAGCCAGCUGUGGGGCAGAACCCCAUAGCUGUCCAAGUCCUGGGGCAGCUGGCAUCUGCUGCCACCCCCUCCAGCACACCACAGCCUGAGGGAGAUGGAGGAGGAGCUGCAGAGAGGUGGAGCUCCAAGGAUGCUCGGCAGGGAAUGGGACCAGCGGAACAUCCCGCCUCCCAGGAUUCUCAGCGGGGAGCGGGACUGGCAGAGCAGCCCAUCUCCCAGGAUGCUCGGCGGGCAGCAGGACCAUCGGAGCAGCCUGUCUCCCAGGGUGCUCGGUGGGGAGCGGGACCGGCAGAGCAGCCGGUCUCCCAGGAUGCUCAGUGGGCAGCAGGACCAUCUGAGUGGCCCGUUUCGCAGGAUGCUCGGUGGGCAGUGGGGCCAGCGGAGUGGCCCGGCUCCCAGGAUGUUCAGCGGGCAGCAGAACCAGUGGAGUGGCUUGGCUCCCAGAAUGCUCAGUGGGCAGCAGGACCAUCUGAGCAACCUGUCUUGCAGGCUGCUCGGCGGGCAGUGGGACAGGUGGAGCGACAUGGCUCCCAGGAUGCUCAGCAAGCAGUGGGACCAGCGAAGUGGCCCAGCUCCCAGGAUGCUCAGUGGACAGCAAGACCGGUGGAGCAGCCCAGUUCCCAGGAUGCUCAGCGAGCAGCGGGAUCGAGGGAGCGGCCCAUCUGCCAGGAUGCUCGGCGAGCAGCGGGACCGGUGGAAUGGCCUGGCUCCCAGGAUGCUUGGCGGGCAGCAGGACCGGCGGAGCGGCACAGCUCCCAGGAUGCUCGGCAGGCAGCAGGACCGGCGGAGCGGCACAGCUCCCGGGAUGCUCGGCAGGCAGCAGGACCGGCGGAGCGGCACAGCUCCCGGGAUGCUCGGCGGGCAGCAGGACCGGCGGAGCGGCACGGCUCCCGGGAUGCUCGGCGGGGAGCCUGGGCAGUGGGUGUGGCACAGCACAUGCCUAAAGAGACUGAGCGGCCUUCCAAGCCUCAGCCAUGGCGAGGCAGAGCUGCCAUGGAGCCAGAGGCAACCCCCAGCUGGAGCAGGAGAGGCAGGAAGCGGGAAUCAUCCAUCCACAGUGUCCUAGGGCAGGUGAUCUCUGAGAGGCUGUUCUCCCCCCCAGCAUCCCACUCUCCCACCAGGGGAUGCCAGUCAGGGGAGGGAGCAGUCUCCCCUCCAGAGCAGAGUGCAGCAGAGAAGCUCCCAGCCCCUGGUUCCCAGCACCCACAGCUGCUGCAGCUGGCAGUUCAGCUGCUAGAGGAGGCGGAGGAAUCAGAUGGCACUGAAUUCGAGGAGGAUCCACUGCUGGAGGUGCUGCGGGGCCAACGGGAGGAUCUGCGCAGCCAGCUCCGGGCCGUCGACAUCGCAGUCUCCAGGCUCAUGUCUCAGGGCUUGGCUGAGACACUCGGCCGCCCCCGCUGAUGGUCUCUGGGUCUCCCUCCCUCCUGGCCCUGCUCUGUCUGGAAUCGGCCUGGGGGGCUGUUAACAAUAUUCUGAGCCGGGGUGACUAGCUGUGAGUUCACGUGCCCCAUCUCAGGGCCGAGUCAGCCCAGGGCCAGAGGCGGGUGAAUCUGCCAGCUCCCCUCAGGCCAGAUAGGCUACGUAGUGCUGCCUGCACCUCAGCCAGGACCUCGUGCCCCUUGGGGGUGAAUCAUUGGCUCAGUGGGGGCACAGUAGGGAGCACUGGCUGUGGGCGGAGCUCCCAGCCCCCCAGCUUGGCCCAGCAGGGGGUGCUCUAGGGCACAGGAGCUGUUCCCUGGCCAGAUGUGGAUGGUUUUUGCUGUUUUCUUAGGCAAUGUAAUAAAAGUGGGUUUGCUAAUUGGCAUGGGA
Messenger RNA from Chelonoidis abingdonii (Abingdon island giant tortoise), 3083 nucleotides. Lineage: Eukaryota; Metazoa; Chordata; Testudines; Testudinidae. The record is from RefSeq and is a predicted model, not a curated record.